UGCCAUUCAGUACAUUUUGUUAGUCAAAUUGCAUUUUCCCAUCCAGAAAUAUGAGAAUGCCCAGCCUGAUGGGUGAUUUCAUUUCUACACUAAUUUGUCACCGGAUUGGUCCGUAAUCACAGGAAAGAAAGAGAGCUCGAUCAAAAUCUUGGUUCUCUGCACAACCCAAAUCCUUUAUCUUUCUGGGUUCAGCUUAUUUUCAAGCAAUCCAUCUGUUUGCACUUUUCAAGUACACCAUUUUUAGUGUUAUGCAAUUACAGUUUGUUCCUCUGGUCCUAGAUACCUCAUGCAGAAUUUAAGAAUGGCUGCCUUAACCAGAAUUGGUCUUGCUGGCCUUGCUGUCAUGGGGCAAAAUCUAGCCCUCAACAUUGCUGAGAAUGGAUUCCCAAUUUCUGUGUUUAAUCGGACUACCUCUAAAGUUGACGAAACAGUAGAACGAGCCAAACAAGAAGGAAACCUUCCCUUAUAUGGUUUCCAUGACCCUGAAUCCUUUGUUCGUUCAAUCCAAAAACCUCGUGUCAUAAUCAUGCUUGUAAAGGCUGGGGCUCCAGUUGAUCAAACCAUCAAAACCCUCUCAGUUUACAUGGAGAAAGGAGACUGUAUCAUUGACGGUGGUAAUGAGUGGUACGAGAACACUGAGAGGAGGGAGAAAUCCAUGGCUGAACGGGGUUUACUUUAUCUUGGAAUGGGAGUUUCGGGUGGAGAAGAGGGUGCUCGCCAUGGGCCGUCUCUGAUGCCUGGAGGUUCCUUUGAGGCCUACAGGCACGUUGAAGAUAUCCUUAUUAAGGUGGCUGCCCAGGUUCCUGAUAGUGGACCGUGUGUUACUUACAUUGGUAAAGGAGGAUCAGGGAACUUUGUCAAGAUGGUUCACAAUGGGAUUGAAUAUGGUGAUAUGCAGCUAAUUGCAGAGGCCUAUGAUGUUCUUAAAUCAGUUGGAAAGCUUUCGAAUGAGGAAUUAAGCCAUGUUUUCUCAGAAUGGAACAAGGGAGAGCUUUUGAGCUUCUUGAUUGAGAUUACUGCAGAUAUAUUUAAAAUCAAGGAUGACAAGGGAGAAGGUUAUCUAGUGGACAAGGUUUUGGAUAAAACUGGCAUGAAGGGUACUGGUAAAUGGACAGUUCAGCAAGCUGCUGAGUUGUCAAUUGCAACCCCCACCAUAGCAUCUUCCUUGGAUGCCAGGUUCCUCAGUGGUCUGAAGGAGGAAAGGGUUAAAGCAAGCAAAUUUUUCAAGUCAAGUGGCAUUGGCAAAGGUCUUACAGAUCAAGCAGUGGAUAAGGCAAAAUUAAUUGAUGAUGUGAGGCAAGCACUUUAUUCAUCCAAAAUAUGUAGCUAUGCCCAGGGAAUGAACUUGAUACGUGCAAAAAGCAUUGAAAAAGAUUGGGACUUGAAGCUGGGGGAGCUUGCUAGGAUUUGGAAGGGCGGUUGCAUCAUCCGUGCCAUGUUUUUGGACCGUAUCAAGAAAGCCUAUGACAGAAACUCAGAUCUUGCCAACCUGCUUGUGGAUCCAGAGUUUGCGAAGGAGAUCGUCGAGCGACAGUCUGCUUGGCGAAGAGUUGUCUGCCUUGCUAUCAAUGCAGGUAUUAGUACUCCGGGUAUGUCCUCUAGUCUUGCUUAUUUUGACACAUUCAGGAGGGAGAGGCUGCCUGCUAAUUUGGUCCAAGCUCAGAGAGAUUACUUUGGAGCUCACACAUAUGAGAGGAUUGACGUACGAGGAUCCUUCCAUACUGAAUGGUUCAGGAUUUCUAGACGGUCAAAGAUCUGACUGCCUGUGGUGGUCUACUGAUGGAAUCAUUGGAAUGUCGUCAGUAAUGGAACAACGUCUAUUGAGACACUGGUAAAUUGGGAUAUCAUCCUGUCAUCUGUUCAAGAUAGGUUUUAUCAAAUCCUUUCAAUAUUCUGGAGACGGUUCUUGUUCUGUUUGUUCUGAAGAUCAUUCUUGAGCAAUUAUAUUUUGUAAUAUUAAUUAUGCAAUCCUACGUUAAAGGAUUAUUUUAACAUUGUUUCAUGUUUUGUAUGUUAAAAGGAUUAUUUACUGGAA
Carya illinoinensis is the source of this 2035-nucleotide messenger RNA. Its product is annotated as 6-phosphogluconate dehydrogenase, decarboxylating 1-like. NCBI's taxonomy places the organism in Eukaryota, Viridiplantae, Streptophyta, Magnoliopsida, Fagales, Juglandaceae. The coding region runs from base 287 to 1759 and encodes 490 amino acids. Gene Ontology annotation, molecular function: NADP binding; phosphogluconate dehydrogenase (decarboxylating) activity. Gene Ontology annotation, biological process: pentose-phosphate shunt; pentose-phosphate shunt, oxidative branch. The record is from RefSeq and is a predicted model, not a curated record. Gene Ontology annotation, cellular component: cytosol. The transcript is spliced from 3 exons.